UUCUUUAAUCGACUGGAAGGCCGCCUUUGUUUCCAUUUCUCCCUUUUCCCCCUCUUUCCUGUCGAAGAAUCCCUGCAUUUCCUCUCGGAUCCGCUCCAUUCUUCUUCCAAAUCCCCAAACUCCACCCUUUCUCAUUUCUGAUAGACCUCUUGUACUUCCAAUCGCCUUCCAAUCCCCUAAAUCGACCCCCAUUUCCACGUAAUCGAACCCCGGCGAGAGGCGGCAUCGGUCUUGGCUGAGGCGGAGGCGAAGAGGAGGAUGAGCACCAAGGGCAACUGGUCGCCGUUGGCUAGCGGCCGGUUCUUUACCUUCUUUCUGGUGGCGUCGUGGUACGCCUCCAACAUCGGUGUGCUCCUCCUCAACAAAUACCUUCUUAGCAACUACGGCUUCAGGUACCCCAUCUUCCUCACGAUGUGUCAUAUGGCGGCGUGUUCGUUACUCAGCUACGUCGCUAUCGCCUGGCUGAGGGUGGCGCCGAUGCAGACCGUGCGGUCGCGGCUGCAGCUGGUGAAGAUCGUGGCGCUCAGCCUCGUCUUCUGCAGCUCGGUUGUUAGUGGGAAUGUGUCCCUCAAGUACCUUCCGGUGUCGUUCAAUCAGGCGGUGGGAGCAACCACGCCCUUCUUCACCGCCGUGUUCGCAUAUAUUAUGACCGUGAAGAGAGAAUCCUGGAUCACCUACAUUACUCUUAUUCCAGUAGUCUCUGGUGUCGUCAUUGCCAGCGGGGGAGAACCAAGUUUCCAUUUGUUUGGCUUUCUCAUGUGCAUAGGUGCAACUGCUGCAAGAGCACUUAAGUCAGUGUUGCAAGGGAUAUUGUUGUCGUCUGAAGGGGAAAAACUAAAUUCUAUGAAUCUUCUCCUGUAUAUGGCUCCAAUUGCAGUUGUUUUAUUACUCCCUGCUGCUAUAAUCAUGGAGGAGAAUGUGGUUGGCAUCACAUUGGCACUUGCUAGAAAAGAUAUCAGAAUUAUAUGGUACCUAUUGUUUAAUUCUUCUCUUGCCUAUUUUGUGAAUUUGACCAACUUCUUGGUGACCAAACAUACGAGCGCUUUGACUCUCCAGGUUCUUGGAAAUGCCAAAGGUGCCGUUGCUGUGGUUGUCUCAAUUUUAAUAUUCAGGAAUCCAGUAACAGUCACCGGGAUGCUUGGUUACACAGUCACAGUAGUUGGUGUUAUUCUUUACAGUGAAGUGAAGAAACGCAACAAGUGAUUCCUUUAAUAAUGACGAUCAGGUGGGUUUUUCUUUUUUCUUUUUUUUUUUGGCCCUUUCCCCCUUUCUCUCUCCCACAGCCAUCUCAUUUGCUUACUGAUGUCGGUGGUUGGUUAACUCAUAUGUGCAAUUCAUGUAGCAGCCCGCACAUGAUUCUUUGGCGCAAAACCAAACAGUAAGCUCUUAACAUUGAAGACUAGAUAGCGAGUAGGAUAAACAAAGUGCCAAUAACUAAUUGGCAUCUAUAUUAUGUGAGUUGCAUUCUUUUCUGAAUCAUUUUGGUAGAGGUUUUGAUAAAUAGACUCAAUUUUUAGGGAUCAUAUUCUCACUUCCGCUCAGUCUUUUAGAUUGAAUUUUGCUCGUAAGAGAUUGAUAAACCUGCUUUUUGUUGUAUUCAGUGUAAUAUGCAAAUAUUUCUGACAUACAUCGUAACAAAUUUAUAUUUAUAUUUGUUCAUUUUUCCAAAUGUCUUUUAA
Messenger RNA from Zingiber officinale, 1679 nucleotides. Its product is annotated as probable sugar phosphate/phosphate translocator At3g11320. Lineage: Eukaryota; Viridiplantae; Streptophyta; Magnoliopsida; Zingiberales; Zingiberaceae. The coding region runs from base 259 to 1203 and encodes 314 amino acids. Gene Ontology annotation, molecular function: antiporter activity. The transcript is spliced from 4 exons. Gene Ontology annotation, cellular component: Golgi apparatus. The record is from RefSeq and is a predicted model, not a curated record.